Molecule: messenger RNA, 1822 nt
Organism: Ectocarpus siliculosus
Lineage: Eukaryota; Phaeophyceae; Ectocarpales; Ectocarpaceae
Source: the annotation of a GenBank genome assembly
AUGGCAGGAGUAGUGACACAAAGACGUUUUGGCUGGGUGGUGCUGCGAGGAUCUCCAUUUGUGGGAAAGCACGGAGCAACUGCGGCCGCGCCACGACUUGUUCCAGUUCGACGCGGCAACCUCUGCACCAAUCUUACUCAUGUUAGCGGUGGCAGGCAAUUGUCGACGGUGUCGACAGCCGGGGGCAAUGGAGGCAAAGAUGGGGAGGGCUGCGUCGUGGUGGUUACCUCUGGCAAAGGCGGAGUGGGCAAAACCACGACUGCUGCCAGUCUCUCGUACGGCCUCGCUCAGGCGGGGCACCGAACGUGUGUGAUCGAUUUCGAUAUCGGGCUGAGGAACAUGGACUUGCAUCUCGGCUGCGAGCGGAGGGUGAUUUUCGACUUCGUCAACGUCAUACAGGAGCAGUGCACGCUGAACCAGGCCCUGAUACAGGACCGACGAAAUCCCGGGCUCAGCCUGCUGGCGGCGUCUCAGACGAAGGACAAGGAGGCAUUGACGCAGGAAGGGGUUACCCGAGUCAUACGGGAGCUGCAGAAGAGUUUCGACUACGUCGUGUGUGACAGCCCCGCGGGGAUCGAGUCAGGGGCGCGGCACGCCAUGUACUUGGCAGACGAGGCGGUGAUUGUCACCAACCCAGAGGUGUCCUCGUGCAGGGAUAGCGACAAGAUGGUGGGGUUCAUCGCCAGCAAGUCUAGGAGGGCGGAGACGGGGCAGGCGCCGGUGCGGCAGACGUUGCUCGUCACCAGAUACGACCCCGCCCGGGCCGAGAGCAACGAGAUGCUCACACUGGCGGACAUCCAGGAGCUCUUGGGGCUGGAGGUGCUGGGGUUGAUUCCGGAGUCGAAGGCGGUGCUGACGGCGACUAACCUCGGGCAACCAGUGAUAGUGUCAGAAGGAGACGACGCGGCGACGGCCUACAAGGACGCGGUCGAUCGGUUCUUGGGGAAGACGGUGGACCUCAAGUUCGUGCAACCCAAACCCGCCGGUCUGCUCAAGAGGAUGUUCGGUUCCAGCUCGUGAAGAUGCAGUCGGGCAUCUGAAGCAGCUCAAGAGAAUGUGAAGAUGCAAGCGAAGCUCAAUCUGGUGUAGACCCCCGUAGGGAUUGCAUGCUGCAAGGACUGUCCUCUAUUGCCUAAGGGGAGAAAGAGACGCCGUAAGUAACCCCCUCAAAAGGUUCGGAACAUCCUUCUCGUGCACGGCUGGUUCUGGACGUUCUGGAAGGAUACCCGUAUACCUCGGCAAAGAAAGGACAACGUGUUAGGCAAGCGUCAGAGCGCAAGUUGUAGGAGGUACAGGAGACGGGAUGGUAGCAUACGAGGGAGACGCAUUGUGCGAGUUAGGGCCGAGGAGACUGGACGGCAGGGUGGACGGUACCGUUACUUUUACGGGGAUGUUUUGGGUGUUGUUUGAGGUUUGUUUGCUGGGACAAAGGCGAGCGGCGGGGCUGCUAAACCACCGGUCGACGAAGCAGGCAUGGCAGGUGUUGCGGUGUUAAGCAAAUGGCCGUGGUUAGCUGUAGACGUAGGUCUGUAAAGAAGUCAUUGCCGUGGAAGGGGUAGAUUGAAGACCCUGUUACAACAGUAUUAUUAGCAGCGAGCAGUCUUGUGUUUCUUUUAGAAGCAACGAUCGUUUGCUGAAAAGUCAAUUCGUGUCGGCUGCACGAAAGUUUGCUUUUUACCAUGCCCCAACGAAAUGACAAGUUGAAGGAUUGGUCCUGAUGACGUUGUUGUAGUUGUUCGAAGGACCCACAGACCGACCACCAGCGGGAGGCGCCGUAGUCGGAUCCUGGGAAAAUCCAUAGUCCACACGGCAGGCCGGGACG